This is a messenger RNA of Maylandia zebra (zebra mbuna), 3656 nucleotides long. RefSeq names its product chemokine (C-X-C motif) ligand 12b (stromal cell-derived factor 1) (gene cxcl12b). Gene Ontology annotation, molecular function: chemokine activity. NCBI's taxonomy places the organism in Eukaryota, Metazoa, Chordata, Actinopteri, Cichliformes, Cichlidae. The record is from RefSeq and is a predicted model, not a curated record. Gene Ontology annotation, cellular component: extracellular region. Gene Ontology annotation, biological process: immune response; chemotaxis; defense response.
UUUAACACAGCGCAGAGCGAAGCUGGCGGCCACAGUCGUGCCCUGGAUUGUAACAGAGAAAGAGCGCAAGCCCUCCUGCAGCCUGCAAGCCCACCACCAUGGACGUCAAACUGAUGGCACUGCUGGCUCUGCUGGCCGUGGCCACACAUGUUCCGACCUCCAACGCAAAGCCCAUCAGUCUGGUUGAGCGCUGCUGGUGUCGAUCCACUCUCAACACGGUUCCCCAGCGCUCCAUCAAAGAGCUCAAGUUUCUCCACACGCCCAACUGCCCCUUCCAAGUCAUUGCAAAGCUGAAGAGCAACAGGGAAGUUUGCAUCAACCCUGAGACCAAAUGGCUGCAGCAGUACUUAAAGAAUGCCAUUAACAAGGUGAAGAAAUCUAGAAGACGCGCUAAUAAGAUCAACUAAAACACAAAGGGAGUCCUGUAUGUCAUCCAGCCUGGUAUUCCCAGGCUGAACCUCUGUACCUCCCUGUCACUGCUAUGGAUGUAUGCACACACGCUGUAUGUACCCGUCCAACUCUCUGGACAGCUUGCAGAAGCUGCACUCCAUCCCCAGCACCAUCCACCGAUCCCUCGGGACGUCCAGUUGUUUCACAUUCACCUUAUCCGGCAACAAAUCUUAGCACCAAGUGCAAUCUCACCUUGACGGACACAUGUUGAUGUCAAAAAUAUGUGCUGAGUACUGAGUGAAUGGCAUGGGAGAGUGUGUGUGUGUUUGAAUGUUGCAUACAUGAACUCUGAUUGUGUGCCUGUAUAUAAUAUUUUCUUGCUUCACACAGCUAUAGAGGAACAAUUCUACCUUUCUGUCUCGUGCAAGGCUUUGUGAGUAAUGCCACCAUCAUUUCAAGUCAGAUUAAUUUUUAAUAAAAGCUGCUGACUGAGGAAAAAACAUUCACAUCAGCUUCCUUGGAAAAAAUGCUCUUGGGACUUUGUUGCCAGUUCCUGCCCUUUUAUAUCAAAAAAUGUGGUUUGGAAAAAUGCAGACGUGUCAAAUUUGAAAACAUCAAAAGAAAUGUUUCCACAUCAAAUUGAUAUCAUAUCCUUCUGCUCAGAAUGAUAUGAUUUAUUAUUCUAGUUUUAAUAUAUACAUUACUCAAAGAAGAAUUUUGGAUGUAGGCUUUCCACACAUAAAUGUAGAAGGCUUGUUGUGAUUUGAAGUGAAAGUGGCAUUACUCUGAGAGUGAAGGCUCAUGGGAUAUAUUCAGGGGCUGGCAAUUGGGGGAAACCAUCCACAAGCUUUUGUUAACUGUAACACGCAGAGCUCGCUAGCACAGGUCUAGUUGGUUUUGAGCUUGGUGCAGGAAUAGAGAGGAAGCUCACAGAAACUACUAAAAAGCACGCACUGAUCCAAUGGUGCUAUAUGUUCAGUUUAAGGAGUCAGAGCCAUUGACAUAACUGUGUUUUUAGUGAUGAUUUUAUGCAAGAUGGGAUGUCGAGACUCUCGGUGUCUUAAAUGGAAUGCAAUAUGUUUUGAAAUAAAGGCUCAAAGGACUGUUGUUGGAAGUGAAAAAUGAAAAUGAAGUCGAUUCUAAGCUGACGUUAAGGCCACACUGUACUGAUAAAGACUGUAAAGAAAUAAAACACUAAUCAGUGCAUCCCAAAAAGUUGGUCCUGUUCAUCUGGACGUCUGAAGAAGUCACUUGGGUGAGUGACGAAACGUUUCCCCCACUGAAAACAGAUGAACAGACUCAACUUUUUGGGAUUUCCUUAUCUGGAUGACCGAGCAUGGAUGAAAACACCAAUCAGUGCAGCUUUUUGUUUUUUAGCCAAUUGAUCUUAUUGGUUAAGAGAGACCAAAUAUUUAUGCACCACCAAGAAGCAGAUGAAUUCAAUUUCAUGGAUUUUAGGUAAAAUAGGUAGGACGUCGUUACAAUUCAGGAUAGUUUUACACUUUGUAAAAAGGACCAACAGAAGAAGUUAGAUGCAGUGUUUUCAUACCAGCACCUGUCCUUAGUAGGAAUGAAAAGCUACUACAUUGUCCAAAUAGCUGAAAGAUAAAUGCCUGAAAAGGAAUGCUCACGGUGGCAAAAGAACAUUUUUAAUUAUCAGUUAUUUUAUAUAUAUGUGAACCACUUUAUGUUUUUUUUAAUGUAAUUGUUUUAUUUUUAUAUUGAAGAUAAUCUUACAAAAUGUUUUUUUUAAUGAAAUGUACAACAGGCAGAAGCUACUAAAUGAAGGCCGUUCAUUAAAGUGCUAGAAACAGUAUCUGACUUCAUUUUUGAGGAUUCAUUCAAUAUUUCACAUAUAUGUAAAAGUCUGUAAGUAUGUUAUGCACAGUAUGCGACACAUAUAUUAAUAUUGCUUGCAUUUUUUUUAGAAUACAGAAAUGCUGAGCAACUUAAAUGUUGCUGUCUUGAGUUUAUUGAUAUUGUUUGCUUAUCAGCUGCAGAGCGCGUGAGCGGAAUAAAACCCAAUCCAGCCUGCAGUGAUAGAAAACAAAAGCCACAAGUCAGGAAACUAUUCAGCUCAGCCCACCAUUUGUCCCCAUCAGCCUCAUGAUUUAGUUUUUUAUAGUUUUACUUAAGUUGAUAUAUGAUGUGUCAAAAGAACUGCUGAGCCAAAACAGAAUAAAGACUAAGAGUUUAGAUCAGCCAGCAUGUGCUUUCAAUCUGGACACUCCCAGCACCCCACAGGCUUUCUUUUCAGGUUCACUCGACUGCUCCCAUGCCGCAAAAUUGCUUUGUUUUGUUUUGGGUCCCCCCCCCUCCCCACAAAUUGCUAUGGAAGUCCAAGUGCUUGUGGUCAUUGUUAUCGUCUAUCAUCUUUUGUGUUUUAUGGUCUAUUUACUGACUGACAGGUUACUGGUGGUAAUCUUAUCAAUUUGGAGCUAAUGGUGCAACAAUCCUGUAAGUGUAAUUCAUUUCUCAUUACUCUAAUGGCCAAGAAUCUUAUAUAAUUAUACUAAUUUGCGUAAACACCAUUGCUCAAUAAAACUGUGAUGUUUUCCAAACACACUGAUAUGAAAAGAUAAAGGUUAGUGUGUUAAACCACAACCCAGUCCAUAAUUAGUAGAUUAAAUAUUUCUGUAAAAAAAAAAAGUCCAGAUUUUUCAUUUAUAAUGUGAUUAUUAUCUAAAUAGCAGGACUAACUUUUUUAAACUAAUAAGAAAUAUGUUAAACAAACUUUCAACAGCAUAUGCUCUACGUCACUCACGAUUUACCUUAUUAAGAUUCAUGUAAUGUAAUAAGUAUUUAGUUAUAUUAAAUAGACUUUAAGUGCUGUUAAGUUAGUCCCGUGGCCCCUGUGGAAACUUGACACCUGUGCAGUGUCAGAGCCACUCUCGCUAACCCAUCAACAGAGCGUAAUUUGUGGGAUCAAAUAUAUAUCAGGCAAAGCUGUGUUCCAACACAGUCAUCACUGUGCAAUUAUAUUUUUCAAAGAAGGUUUUUGUUUCUUUGUAUUUAGACCAAAUAUAUAUUCAGGGUCACAUUUACUUGCCAUUAGUGUGUUACUAAAAUAACUGAAGUGUGUUUCAAUUAGGUCCCCAAGACAAUGUGAAAUGACUUCAUUUCUUUUGAGGCAGCUUCUGACACAUGUUCUUCUAUACACAAGACGUAUUAGAGUAUUACUCUGUAUUUUCACUGAUUGUAAACCAAGAGGCAGUAUUUUAGCUUUUAUAUCAACCCUUUUUUUCAAUAAACCUAUAUAAACUAAA